GGAAGAAUUGGUGGACCUAUUUUCACAUUUCUCUUUCCCAGCACUUUGCAAUUCCUCCAUUAAAUAAGCUAUCUUCCCUCUUCUGAAGUUCUCCAAAGAAGCAAUUGUCCUCCAAUACAGUUUUUGUUCUCCCUGUCUGGAGUUCUCGUUUCUUAAUGGCCUCGAAAAGGAUACUGAAGGAGCUGAAGGACUUGCAGAGGGAUCCGCCGGCUUCGUGCAGCGCAGGUCCUGUGGGUGAGAAUAUGUUCCAUUGGCAAGCAACCAUCAUGGGUCCAAAUGAUAGUCCGUAUGCUGGUGGUGUUUUCCUUGUGACCAUCCAUUUCCCUCCUGAUUAUCCUUUUAAACCUCCCAAGGUUGCCUUCAGGACCAAGGUUUUCCACCCGAACAUAAACAACAAUGGCAAUAUCUGCUUAGACAUACUCAAAGAACAAUGGAGUCCUGCGCUCACCAUAUCUAAGGUUUUACUGUCUAUAUGUUCACUGCUAACGGACCCAAACCCGGAUGAUCCGCUGGUACCGGAGAUUGCUCGGAUGUUCAAAACCGACAAGUUCAAGUAUGAAUCUACAGCGCGGAGCUGGACCCAAAAAUAUGCUAUGGGGUGAAGAAGUAGGUGCCAUUAACGAAACCAAGUUCUGAUAAUAUAACAUUAGCAACUUUGGUUAGAAUAAAACGCAAGUCAUUUCUGAGCCUUUUAUAUUAUUCAUUUAGGAGUUGUUCUAUGCUUAUCGAGAGAUGAAUUAUGUCAUUGUGAAUGUAAUAAACUGAAUUAGAUGAAUUGUCCCUGUAAUAAAAUUUGUUCUUUUA
Molecule: messenger RNA, 804 nt
Organism: Hibiscus syriacus
Lineage: Eukaryota; Viridiplantae; Streptophyta; Magnoliopsida; Malvales; Malvaceae
Product: ubiquitin-conjugating enzyme E2 10-like
Exons: 3
Coding region: 156-602 (148 amino acids)
Biological process (GO): protein polyubiquitination
Cellular component (GO): nucleus
Molecular function (GO): ubiquitin conjugating enzyme activity
Source: RefSeq, a predicted model, not a curated record